Messenger RNA from Danio rerio (zebrafish), 2483 nucleotides. RefSeq names its product spermatogenesis associated 18 (gene spata18). Gene Ontology annotation, biological process: mitochondrial protein catabolic process. Lineage: Eukaryota; Metazoa; Chordata; Actinopteri; Cypriniformes; Danionidae. Gene Ontology annotation, cellular component: mitochondrial matrix; cytoplasm; mitochondrial outer membrane. The record is from RefSeq and is marked provisional.
AUUUAGUGCACUGGGACGUCCUGUAGCAGGAUUACAGCAGCAGAUCCGCAACCAUGGCUGACACUUUGAGAAGACUAGUGAACUCCUCUCCGUACAGUGUAUUGCAGGACAAACUAGACGCUUGGUACAAAGACUAUCAUGUUUAUUCGUGUGACCAGAACCUAAAUAGGUGCUGUGAACUAGUCGAGCUUACCUCAAAAAUACAGGGUCAAUUGUUCACCAUACUCAACCUUACAGCACAAGAGGGUGGACAUUAUUCAGGAGUCGACACACUGAAAUCUCGCCUUUUGCCAUGGCUUGGCUCUUGCUUCACCAUUGCAGCUUCAGCUGUCUCCUCAGAUACCAGUCUCAGCCUCAUUCAGGAAUCUGUGGAGAAAGAUCGGAAGAUUCGUGAGCUGUCCUCAGUGCAUGAGAGCAACUUGCAGAAAAUUGAAGACCAGCUGUGCUCUACACGUAUAGAGCUGGACUCAGUAAAACGGGAGCUUGUUGACACCCAUAUUGAACUGGAUUCAACAAAAAAUAAGUCUGCAACCACCCUGUUGGCCACAGAGGAUGAAAUACUACAUCUGAAGUCAGAGUUGCGAGUUGCACAAGACCAGCUUGAUCUGUAUAAGAGAAAGCUAGAUGUCCUGGAUGAUUAUGAGAGGCAGGUGAGAAUCCUGCGAGAUGAGGUUUCCUUCCUCAAUGCUGAGAAAACUGUUCUGCAGGACAGGUUAGCCAGGAGCCGUUCACCUAGUCCGCUUCUGCGCCGAAGUCGAUCAGUUAGUCCUGUCCGGGGUGAAUCUCCUACCCGUGCACAGCUCACCAGCUCCUCUCGACACGCUCGAUUGGUCUCCCGUUUCUCAGACCUGUAUGCCACUGAGAGGCUAGAGUCCCAGAGUCUCCUGCUCAAAUACAUUGAUGACCUGGAAACAGUCCAGAGGAUCCUGUUCAUUGCUGCUGUGGAAUCUUUUCAGGCAGCUAAGCUGGCCUAUCGGCAGUUUAAAUCACGUGUGAGGAAGACACUUUCCUCUACUCACAUUGGCCCUGAGAGUCUGGAGGAUGCAGUGGUGGAUUAUAUUGUGAGAAAUCUGGACCUGUAUGAUGUUCAGACCAGCAUUAAUGAUGUGAUUAACGCGAUGAACGUAAACCCGCGCAUCUCGUUCCCUCCGGAGGUGGACUUUGUUCUGAUCAGCAGCUUUAUUAGAGAAGCCUGUCGAAUAGCUUUCGCCAUGCAAACUUUGGACCCUCCCCUGGACCUGGCCUUCAGCUCAGAUGGAGAACUCUACAGUGAUGUUAAGUACCGGCGCAGUUUUGACUCUGAGUUCACGGCUCCACUGGUGGCAUUUCACGUGUGGCCUGCGCUGCUGGAGGGAGACACUGUCAUACUGAAGGGAGAAGCGGUCACUAGGAGAGGAGCUCUGUGGAAAAGCCGGAGUCGUAGCUCCAGUCCUGUUCGCUCUCGCUCAGGAAGCCCCAGCCGCACAUUUAUGGCCAGUCAUAGUCGGAGCCCCUCUCCUGGACGUCUCUCAAGCAGUCGACUUUGAAACCUGACCUCACUUCACACCAGAUGCAGGACCAAACAAAAGCAGAUUGAUCAAAACAUUUCUCUUUUUUUCAACUUGAACGUUUUUUUAAAUGUGUGGGAUGAAUUAGAAACAAAAGCAGUUACAUUUAAAAGUAACUUCUGAAUAGACAUUAUUAAAGUUUUAAACAGUAAGCACUAUUUACAAGUGUAAAAAACACCUGAGUGAACUACACUUAAUAGGGGCCAUUGGACUGGAUAGGUAAACCUUAAUUGUAUCAGAUCAUAGAUAUAUACACAUGUACACUGUAUAUCUAUGGUAUCAGAUCAGCAUAAUGGCUCAAAGUUAAGAGAACAGCUCUCUUAACGUUGACAUUUUACUCAGUUAUUAACAUCAAUCACAAUUACUUCACAGUUCAAAUGUUUGAGGCCUGUGAUAUAUAAUAUUGAAUAACUUUUUUUAUUUCAACACUAAUAUAGUGAGCAGACAUUUUUUCAAAUAAAUAAAAUGUACUGACACCAAACAUUUGAACAGUGUAUGUGAUUGGGAGAAAUGGUGCUUGAUAAAAGGUGCUCUGUUUGUCUAUGAUAACUGGACAAGUCUUUUAAGGUGCUAUUCUUUCUCUUUAUUGUAUGCAGUGUUUUCAUAUAUUUGUAUGAUUUGGAUUUUUACUUUUAGAGUAGGAAUAACACUCAAAGAGGAAAUCACUUGUCUUCUAGGUCACACCUGCACAUCAGCACUUUUGUAGGUCAGAUUCCUUGUAAGAAACUAGUUGGCUCUUUUCUAAUGAUAUCUGCAGUUCUGUCAUAACUCAAUAUAUAAGUGCUGUAUGUCAAGUGUUUCUCCUUGUAGUCUUUUAUGUAGUACAUAAUCUGUAGAGAUUAAAAUAAUCUACAGACUACCGAAUGUAUUUCCAUUUUAUUUACAAUGUAAUCUUUUUUUCAAAACUUUACCACUAAAAAUGGUCUGUCUAUCAAA